Entamoeba invadens IP1 is the source of this 573-nucleotide messenger RNA. RefSeq lists its product as hypothetical. The coding region runs from base 1 to 573 and encodes 190 amino acids. NCBI's taxonomy places the organism in Eukaryota, Evosea, Mastigamoebida, Endamoebidae. The record is from RefSeq and is a predicted model, not a curated record. The transcript has a single exon.
AUGCAGUCCAAAACGAACGCCGUGCCUUCUAAAAACGAAGAGAGAACUCCCGACGAAAAGUUGAGCAGUCUGUUCAAAUGGACUCGGAAGAGUGAAUACGACAUUUUAUACGACUCAGACGAGAUGCCGUACGACAGAACGCACUUCCAGAGAGUCAUUUAUGGAAGACAAAAUGUGAUGGGGAUUAUCAUCACGGACAAAGGAGAAGUUUUUGGCAGUUUCCACCCGAAGACUUUACCCCAAGAAGAACAAGAAAGUGAUUGGGUCAAUGAUAACAACUACUUUGUAUUCAAAAUCAACGACGAGAUGUGUAAAUUCAAAAAGAGUGAGAAGAUGAACACGGAGUGGAGCCUUUAUCUUUGUAACGAGAACGACUAUUCAGCAAACAACUUCUAUUGUGUACUUUCUGCUUUUGGUCUGAGCUGUCCGCUCAACGAUGAAAGGAGUGGAAUGAUCAGGAGAGGAUUUUCUGGGUGUUACACGUAUGAUGACAUGCUAGUCCGUGGCGAUUAUGAUAACUUCCAUAACAUCUUUUUCAAGCCUUCUCGGCUCAUUCUAAUCCAGUGGUACUGA